Drosophila innubila is the source of this 964-nucleotide messenger RNA. RefSeq lists its product as uncharacterized. Bases 49 to 897 code for a protein of 282 amino acids. The transcript is spliced from 4 exons. The record is from RefSeq and is a predicted model, not a curated record. Gene Ontology annotation, molecular function: acyltransferase activity, transferring groups other than amino-acyl groups. NCBI's taxonomy places the organism in Eukaryota, Metazoa, Arthropoda, Insecta, Diptera, Drosophilidae.
AAAUUCACACUACUCUCAGUUGUUGGGCAGCUUUAAAGAUAGAAAGAUAUGUCGCAGUGCUUGGAAACAAACUCGCAUUCUCUUGUCGAGAUACCGCCAAACGAAUGGAGUAUUUUACUGGAACUCUAUAAGGAGAGAAGGACAGAACCUUCUGGAUAUAAUCUGAUAAAUAAUUGUAUCAAAUGGAUUGAAAAAGAACCUGAUUUUGAUGUAAAGUGUUUAUCGCUAGACGGAGACUGGAAGAACGACGGCACGUUUUUAAUGAUUGUAAUUAAUGACGUCAAGUACAAAUUUGUGUAUUUUAACACGCUCAGUAAUAAUUUGAAGCGCUUAUCCAACGCACUUCUCUGCUUGUCAUACACGGAUGGACAUUAUAAGCUACACGAUUAUGGGGAGCGUCUGUUGCCAGCAGUUGAGGACUAUAAAAGAAGUGCUCUUAACGAGGAUGUUCAGACCACACAGACGGCCUGGUACAAAGCCCCUAGGGAAAUUGUUGCACACUUUUCAACAGAUCCACCUGUUGGUAUUAGCUUGCGCAGUUUAGACACUGAGGAUAUUCUGACUGUUAAUAAUCUCUGGAGAUAUGGUACCGAAUACACCGUCAAGUUUAUCAGACGAUUAAUACUCUACAAUGUCUCAGUUGGUGCCUUUGAUACAGAUGGAAAAUUGGUAGCCUGUUGCUUAAGAUUGCCCAUUGGCGCAUUGGGCGUUCUCCAUGUUUUGGACUCUCAUCGACGUCUCGGCCUAGGCAGUUUGAUGGUUCGUUGUCUUGCCAAGAAAAUAUCCAAACUGGGCGACGAAGUGCUCGCACCAGUUGUCAAAGAGAAUAUAGCCUCGCGGAAAAUGUUUGAGAAACUGGGCUUUCAAAUGAUCGAUUACAUUUAUUGGACUGGCUAAACUGUGAGUUAGCGUGCGCACAUUUUGUUUAUAAAUUGUCUGGCAAUAAACGAUUUUUUGUUUGAAA